CCUUCCUUCUUCCCGCAGCCCCGGAGAGACGUGCGGCGGUCGCGCCAGCCUCCUCCUUCUCCCCCGGGAAGCAGUCCGGGCUUGAGGCUGGGCCGCAGCCGCCCGCUUCGCCCUCGCCGAUGGUGUCCGGCCCUCCGGCGCCCAGGUCUCUCCCUGGCAGCUUGUGAGCAGCCGAACCUGCUGACUGCAGAUUCACACCUGCCCAGCUCCCUCCGGCUUCACCAUGUCUGGCUCCUAUGAUGAGGCCUCGGACGAGGUCACCGACAGCUUCUGGGAGGUGGGGAACUACAAGCGGACGGUGAAACGCAUUGACGAUGGCCACCGCCUGUGCAACGACCUCAUGAGCUGUGUGCAGGAGCGCGCCAAGAUCGAGAAAGCCUAUGCGCAGCAGCUCACCGACUGGGCCAAGCGCUGGCGCCAGCUGAUCGAGAAAGGUCCACAGUAUGGCAGCCUGGAGCGAGCCUGGGGUGCCAUGAUGACGGAGGCAGAUAAGGUGAGCGAGCUGCACCAGGAGGUGAAGAACAGCCUGCUGACUGAGGACCUGGAGAAAGUGAAGAACUGGCAGAAGGAUGCCUACCACAAGCAGAUCAUGGGUGGCUUCAAGGAGACCAAGGAGGCAGAAGAUGGCUUCCGAAAGGCCCAGAAGCCCUGGGCCAAGAAGAUGAAGGAGCUGGAGGCAGCCAAGAAGGCAUAUCAUCUGGCUUGCAAAGAGGAGAAACUGGCCAUGACUCGGGAGAUGAACAGUAAGACAGAGCAGUCGGUUACCCCUGAGCAGCAGAAGAAACUUCUCGACAAGGUGGACAAGUGCAGGCAGGACGUGCAAAAGACUCAGGAGAAGUAUGAGAAGGUGCUGGAAGAUGUGGGCAAAACCACACCACAGUACAUGGAGGGCAUGGAGCAGGUGUUUGAGCAGUGCCAGCAAUUUGAGGAGAAGCGACUGGUCUUCCUUAAGGAAGUCUUGCUGGAUAUCAAACGGCACCUCAACCUAGCGGAGAACAGCAGCUACACCCAUGUCUACCGAGAGCUGGAGCAGGCCAUCCGGGGAGCUGACGCUCAGGAGGACCUCAGGUGGUUCCGCAGCACCAGUGGCCCUGGGAUGCCCAUGAACUGGCCUCAGUUUGAGGAGUGGAAUCCAGACCUCCCCCACACCACUGCCAAGAAGGAGAAACAGCCUAAGAAGGCAGAGGGGGCCACACUGAGCAAUGCCACAGGGGCUGUGGAGUCCACAUCCCAGGCUGGGGACCGAGGCAGUGUUAGCAGCUAUGACCGAGGCCAACCGUAUGCCACCGAGUGGUCAGAUGAUGAGAGUGGGAACCCCUUCGGGGGCAGUGAGGCUAAUGGUGGCGCCAACCCCUUCGACGACGAUGCCAAGGGAGUACGUGUGCGGGCACUCUAUGACUACGAUGGCCAGGAGCAAGAUGAACUCAGCUUCAAGGCCGGAGACGAGCUCACCAAGCUAGGAGAGGAGGAUGAGCAGGGCUGGUGCCGCGGGCGGCUAGACAGCGGGCAGCUGGGCCUCUAUCCUGCCAACUACGUCGAGGCCAUAUAGCUACCCUGCUCACCCAAGUCCUCUCACUCCUUGUCCACCGCCUCCCACCCUCCUCCUCCCCUCGCCAUAGAGUUCCAGACAUAUUUUCCGAUCAAGCUUUUAUUUUUUUAAAAGUCAAAACAGAACAAAAGAAGAAAUACAAAGACCCAGCAGUUGCAGCCUACCUGGAGGCCAGGGUAGUGGGGCAUUGGAUGAUGGCUCCAGUGUGGGCAAGGGGCUUGGGACUUAGCCCAAUGUCACAUCUGUGCUACAGAGUCCACCAAAGAGUCUCCCGAGCUCUGAGGGUUAUCUUCUGGAUCCUUCUACUACCCUGCCUCACUGU
Messenger RNA from Phodopus roborovskii (desert hamster), 1871 nucleotides. It is a transcript of the gene Pacsin1, whose product is annotated as protein kinase C and casein kinase substrate in neurons 1. The transcript is spliced from 10 exons. Gene Ontology annotation, biological process: plasma membrane tubulation; regulation of endocytosis; cytoskeleton organization. Gene Ontology annotation, cellular component: cytoplasm; plasma membrane; endosome. Bases 224 to 1549 code for a protein of 441 amino acids. Gene Ontology annotation, molecular function: protein binding; phospholipid binding. NCBI's taxonomy places the organism in Eukaryota, Metazoa, Chordata, Mammalia, Rodentia, Cricetidae. The record is from RefSeq and is a predicted model, not a curated record.